Messenger RNA from Cornus florida, 4916 nucleotides. RefSeq lists its product as uncharacterized. The record is from RefSeq and is a predicted model, not a curated record. The transcript has 9 exons. Lineage: Eukaryota; Viridiplantae; Streptophyta; Magnoliopsida; Cornales; Cornaceae. Bases 194 to 4603 code for a protein of 1469 amino acids.
AAGGUUAUAUAUGCUUUGAUAGAUUGAAAUUUUCCAAAAACAGGGCUUACAAAAAAACAAACAAAAACUAGGGUUUAGUACAAGGAAUCCAGAGAAGACAAUGUCCUCGGCAUCACCUCUCAUGGUGCUCGAUUGAGAAAUUGGAGUUUCUCUUUAGCCAUCUAACGAAUGCUCUUUUCAUGAAACAAAAGCGAUGGCCGCAGAUGUAGUGCUGAAAGACGAAUCCGUGUCUCUCUGCUGUGCGGUGUGGAAAGAGAAAUGCUCAAAAUUGAAUGAGCAACGUAAGGCUCUUAGGCAAGCUGUGAGCAUUUAUGAGCAACAACUUGAAAAAUCUGAAGCUGAGAAUCGCAAUCUGAAGAAAGCGACAGAAGAAGAAAGACUGCUGGCAGAAAUUUUAAGAGAUGAGAAAGCGAAAGAAUCGGCUAUUCGAGUUUCUUUGGAGAAUGAGAUUUCUGCUCUGAAGUCUGAGAUUCUUUCAUUGCAGCAAAAAGCAGGUCCACAAGGUCAAGAUAUGGAAAGGGAAAGAAUGCUUCUUCAAACGCGUGUUUCAGAAGGGGAAACAGAAAUAAAUCAACUCAAGGAGGUUCUUGCGAAAGAGAGAAUGAGGGCAGAUUCUGAGAGGAAGAAAGCUGAGGCAGCGAAGAAGAAAGCUAAUGAAGCACAGAAAAGUGUAAAGGAAGAGAAAAAUAGGGCUGAUGAGGAAAAGAGACUUGCCAAUAUCGAAAGAGAAAAGGCUGAGGAAACUAGACUUCGGUUGGAGACGUUAAAUGGUGAAGCCGAUGAAAUGAGAUCAAAAUUGGUUCUGGAGACACGUAAGUCUGAAGAGGCAAGGAAGAAGCUUGAGGUAGAAAGACAAAAGACAAUCAAAGAGAAAAAACGUGCAGAUUUGGAGAUGACCAAGGCAGAAGAGCAAAGGAAGCUUGCAGAAAUGAAUAGGAAGAGGGAAAUGGAUGAAAAAUGUCGUGCUGAUAAGUUUUCUCAGCAGUUGGAAGAGCAUAAACGAGAGAUUGAGAAACUACAGAAGGAGAUAUAUGAACUUGUAUCGUCCAGAAAAUUGGUUGAAGCUGCUGCUUGCUUACCUGAUAAACAGACGAUUGUUGAUACUGAAAAGGCAAGCAAAAUGCUUGGGAAAGAAAAGCAGAUGGCAACUAGAGAGAAAAAACAUGCGGGCUCAGAGAUUAGCAACACAGAAAAGCAGAAAAAGAUUGCAGAGGUGAAUAGAAAGAAGGCCAUGGAAGAAAAGCAUCGUGCUGAUCUGUUAGCUCUACAGUUAGAAGUUAAUGAAAGAAGGAUAAAAGAACUGCAGAAGGAGAUAUUUGAAUUUCAGUCUUCUAAAACAUUGGUUGAGGCUCCUGUUGAACCACCUGAUAGAAUUGUGAAUGCUGAAACUGCUAAAAGGAAGCUGCUGAAAAAGCAAUUGAGGUUUGAAAAGAUGCGAGUAGAGCAUGCCAAACAAGUGAUGAAACUGGAAAUGGGUCGUAAUAAUAUUCUACGACAAGAACUGCGCUGCUUAAAACAGGAAUUAAUUCAAUUUUCACUUCGCCUGGAGAUACUGGAUAAGAGCUUCUUGCCCGGUGAUGAAGGUAUAGAUGAUCUGGCAAAGAUUGGCUGCCUCUCUAAUACGCAAAGCUUAAAUUUGAAGAAGAAAUCUUUUGCUGUAGAACCAUGUCAGAUGAAACAUUGUGUUGAAAAUGAGAUUGUAAAGUCUAGUUGCAGAAAAGUAGAUGCCUCUGUCAAGCAAACUGUAGAAUGUGCUGCACCAUUGCUCCCUAUUUCUGGAGGGACCUGUAGUCAAUCCAUCUCAGGUAUUGAUUCUAAAUUGGAGCCUCUGCUUAGAGGUUCUAACAGAAAAAUCUUACAGAGUUCCGCCAUAAAUUCCAGCAUGGCAUCUUUUUCUGAUAGGCCGUUGAUGGGCUCACAGGAAAGAGGGAGUUUUUCUCUCACUGCAUCAGCUAAUUUUUCUGAAGAGAAAUCAAGUUUACAGCCAUCUAUUUCCAGUAUAUCUGGUGAAGUUACGGAGCUGAGGUACAAUGGAAAUCUUGCAAUGGUGGCUGAAAAUAGUGUUGGAAGCCCCAUUAACGUAGAUUCUGCUGGGAGGAAGGUUGGCCAUGGUAAGAAGAGAAAGAUAAUCCUUGAUGCAGUUGAAUCUGUUGAACAUAUGUAUUCUGAGCCUAAGAAGUUGCAUCUGCAGAAAGAAGAAGAGAAAUGUUCUGUGUUGAAAGGUAUGUUAAAUAGUCAAAUGGAUAGAGCCUUGGAAGAGGAAAGGUUCAUGGUCGCUAACCUACAAGGCAAUUUAUAUGCUAAGGACAUUUCUUACAAGAAGAGAAAGGCAUCUCCUGGCAAGGAAGUAACUAUCCAUUAUGUGCAUGAAUCAGAUGGGCAAAAGGAUGGCACUGAAGAUGGUAAUAUUUGUGUCGAAUCUUCCCCGUGCUCCAAUAAGUUAACAGGAGGUGCUCAGACAUGCAUGGAUGGUAUACUUGAUAAUGCUGAGAAUAAUCAGGAAAUAUGGGGAAAUUUUGAGAAUGUUGCUAAUGGAGACUAUAUGAAAUUGCUUGACUUGGAUAGUGCUGUUGACGAAGAAUGUUACCGUGUAGCAACUGAAAUUCCGUUAUCACCUACUCUUCCUGAAAUUGAAUUUAAAAGUAACGAGGCAUUUGUAGUUGACGACUCUAUGUGGUUAGUAGAUGGCAGUUCAUAUGGGGAAUUUUCUAGUGAAAAGGACAAUCUGGUGCCUUCUUGCGGCUUUGAUGUCAUCAAUGUGGAGAUUGAUUCCAAUAAGUUCAAAUCUAAUGGUACCUUUGGGACUUCUCCAUUAUUGCAUGGGAGUGAUGGUUUCGAUAAUUCUUUUGAGAGUUUAGAGAAUAGUGAUAAUUGUAAACAUAACAUCACGUAUGUGGGCGAUGCUUCUGUUUGCCAGAUUUGGGACUCAGGUACUGAGUUGGGGAUGUCAGAUACAACUAUGUCUGAAAAUAUGGAGCCAAAGAUUUCACAUGAAAGUGAACUUAGAUUUGUACGUGAUAAUCUUCCAAAAUUCUGUGUUGUGGUUUCAGAUAUCAAGGACAGUUGCAGCAUUUCUAGGAUAUUUUGUGCCACCAGAACGUGCAUGGCUCAGUGCUCUAUUGCAUCACAGUCAGCUCAGGUGGUGCAAAAGAUUUUGUCUGCUCUUCUUGAGAUUAAAGAUCUUUUACCCAGGGAGAAGGUUUGUGUGUUCUUUUCACUGCUUUUGAACAAUUUCUCUGGGAUUGCUUUGGGGAACCUUGGAAACUUUCUAAAGAGUGAUUCUGUCCUCUUCUUAGAUUCUUUCGCUGAAGAAAUUAGUGCAGUGAUGUCUGAUGUGGAGAAAAGAAGCAUGUUCGCAGAAUUAUGCCACUUGGACGAUCUGCUUACACUCAUUGAGGAUUUUCUUAUAGAUCAAAGAGUUCUUGUAUAUAGUGAUGUGGAUUCUGAUUUAUCAGUUGUUUGUAAUUCAAAAGUCGUCAUCAUUCUGGAUGGUACGGAUAUAGUCUUGUCCUCUGAAACAGCUUCGACUCACCAGUUGGUUGCUGGGGGCAUUGUAUUAGCAUCAAUAUGUGCAGCAGUUGACCACAUAGGUUUUAUAUGUGAGUCUUCAUACAACAUUUCGAGGAUGCAGAAGUUUGAUUCUUCGUUGAUGCUGACUAUUCUUCAUGUUUUUGCUCAUAUCUGUGGAUCUAAGUAUUUUAGUCUUGACAACUACAGUUUAUUAAUGACUGUGUUGAAAUCUUUAGUUAUGUUUUUUGAGAGAGCAACUUUAUCGAGUGAUUCUGCUUGCGGUCUUCCAUCUCUUACGGAGGUCCGGGCUGGAUUUCCUUCUUGUACCGAAUGCCCUUUUUCUGAGGGUGCGGUUUCCAUGGAUACUGUUGUUUCACUGCUCUUGGAAAAGCUUCAGAACUUCACCUUUUCCGGUGCCAUGCAUCAAGAUCUGAUGAAAUCAGUGAAUUCUUCAAAAUCUGAAACCGUUUCCAUCGAGGAGAAAGCCGGACAAAAUUCAGGUCAUGAAGAUGUCCAUUCUGACCUUUAUAUGAACUGCAACUUAUGCUGGUGUCUAAAUAAAUCUGGGAUGCUCACUACUCAAUCAAAUUCUGUCUUUGGUGAGACUUUGUGCCACUUGAGUGAUAUCCUGUCCCUAGUUGAGCUGGUAGCAUGCAAGAUGAGCUGGGAUUGGACAUGCAACAACAUCGUUUCUCCGCUGUUAAAAAAGUUGGAAUCAUGCAUCCCAGAAAAUUAUUUAGCUGCUAUUUUAAUUCUUCUUGGUCAUCUGGGAAGGCUUGGAGUUGAUGCUAAUGGAUAUGAUGACAUUGGAGUUGGAAACCUGAGAUCUUGGUUGUCUUCUUUUUUAUGUCAGAACUCUACAAGAAACUUUGGUCUUUCCAUCCGAAUUGCUGCCAUAACUGCUUUACUUGGGCUUCUUCCUGUCAAUUUUGAAGAGCUCAUUAAGAGUAAUAUCGAGUUUCCAGCAAUUGUCAGUAAAUCUCUUCCUGUUGAUUGUAUAAGGGAGUGGUUUUCUUUGUUGAGCAACGAGCAACAGUCCUUGUUAUUUGGCCUCCUUCAAUCUGCCGGCAUGACCAAUUGUGGAACUGGAUAGUUUACCAUGAAUCAAUUGUUGAAUGGGACACUUGGUUGUAUCUUGUCUUUUGUACUUAACAAGAAUCAGAUUAAAGUAGAAGUAUUUUUGACGAGAUUCACCAUCUUUAAGAACCAUGUAGAGGGAUAAAGAAAAAAGGAACCAAUGUGGUUUCUGGAUCCAAUGAGGAAUACAAGAGAGAGCCGAUCAAAGGCAUUUUUGUUUCACCUGUAAGUCCAUUGCAGCGAAAUUGUGAAAUUUUGAACGAAUUUGUAUGUCCAUCAUUGUGGCUUUCACUCGGUCUUUGGUAAAUGUGGUUUUUUCCUAUAGAUUA